ACGUUCAUUGCUCUUAAUAAACACUUGUCACACAUUGCCUUUAUUACAAAACAUUAUCAAAUUUUUGACCGCAAUGGACUCUCUCACACUACUAUGGUACGACUACUUAAUCUUCAUUUUGGUCCUACUUUUUAGCAUUUCAAUCGGUAUUUAUUUCGGUUUCUUCGCCAAAAACAACCAAUCAGACCCUUCGGAGUACCUCCAAGGCAAGAAACAGAUGAGCCCUCUCCCAGUUGCCGUCUCACUAACCGCAAGUUCCACCUCCGUUUCCAUUCUUCUGAGCUACAGUUCAGAAGCGUACAGUUUUGGCGCCAACACGUUUUUGCUCAUUUUUGGCAUGAUUAUAGCCUACUGUGCCAACAAAUUCAUCUAUUUGCCCGUGUUCUACAGUCUUGAAAUUGACACAGUUUAUGAAUAUUUGGAGAAACGGUUUGAUAAAAGGGCAAGACAACUCGCAUCAAGCAUUUUCACGAUUUGUUGCGUCUGUUUCAUGUCCAUGACCAUUUAUACGCCGGCUUUGGCCCUAUCAGCUGUCACCGGAUUUAAACUACAAUACAUUAUAGUGGGGGUCAGCUGUGUUUGCAUUUUUUACACAAGUGUUGGCGGCUUUAAGACCGUUAUUUGGACCGAUGUGCUGCAAUUUUUCGUGGUUUUGGCUUCUUUGCUCACUACUUUGGGCCUAGCAGUUGGGUCAAGUGGCGGUUUUAGGCAAAUGUGGCACAAAGCGGUGACAAGUGGCCGUUUGGAUAUUUUCGAAUUUGAUCCAAAUCCGACGCGACAUAGCAGUGUUUGGAUUAUAGUAAUCGGAUAUUCGUUCACAUUUAUGUCAAUCACUUGUGUUGAUCAGAUUUUUGUCCAGAAAACUCGCUCGAUUCGCAACAUUGAAAGCGCGUCAAAAGCCUUGAUUUUUUUCACAGUUGGUCACUAUUUUAUUGUUGUUGUUUGUAUUUUGUUGGGCUUGGCUAUGUAUGCAAAAUAUUGGAAUUGUGACCCAGUCAGUGCCAAUUUUAUCCAAAAACCGGACCAGUUACUGCCUUAUCUUGUUAUGGAUGUGGGGAAUCAAAUCCCCGGAGUUUCCGGGAUUUUUGUUUCAGCAAUUUUCAGCUCGAGUUUGAGUCUUCAGUCAGCAAUUUUGAACUGUUUGUCUGGUUCAAUAUACUCGGAUUUUUUAAAACCAUUUGUAGGGGAAAUCCCCGAAAGCAGAAUUUUGAAAUUGACAGUCCUGGGACUUGGUGUUUUAUGCACAGUUUUGGCUUUUGUAAUACAAUAUUUAGGGACUUUAUUCCACAUUAUUUUUACGAUAGUAGGGGCGACAGGAGGCCCUAUUUUAGGGAUGUUCACUUGCGGGCUUUUGGUACCAAGAAUUAACUCCAAGGCAACAUUUUAUGGUACUCUCUCUGGAUUUGUGAUUUGUCUGAGUAUUGCUUUACCAGCAACUUAUUACCAGGCCCAAAGUGGACAAAACCAAUAUUUGAAACCCAUUUCGACCAGUUGUUUGAAUCAAACUUUGCGAAAUGAAACUACAACUGACCAAUCGAAGUCUCCCUGGUUGUUUCAAAUUUCAUACUUUUACUAUUCAGUCAUUGGUACAAUUGUCACAGCAAUUGUGGCAUUUUUCGUUAGUUGUAUGACUCAAAAAAAGAAUUUUCAUGUCGACAAAAAUUUAAUUAGUCCAAUCGCUCGUUUUCUCGUGGAAAAAGGUGCUAAAACUCGUCAAUCGAUACAAUAUUCGAGUGUGAAUCAAGAACCGCCCCAGCUCGUGUUUAAUUAGUUGCCUAACAAUGUAUUUAAUCCAAUAAAACGUACCAACAA
Molecule: messenger RNA, 1812 nt
Organism: Tribolium castaneum (red flour beetle)
Lineage: Eukaryota; Metazoa; Arthropoda; Insecta; Coleoptera; Tenebrionidae
Product: sodium-coupled monocarboxylate transporter 1
Exons: 7
Coding region: 74-1771 (565 amino acids)
Biological process (GO): sodium ion transport; transmembrane transport
Cellular component (GO): membrane
Molecular function (GO): symporter activity
Source: RefSeq, a predicted model, not a curated record